Molecule: messenger RNA, 4986 nt
Organism: Synchiropus splendidus (mandarinfish)
Lineage: Eukaryota; Metazoa; Chordata; Actinopteri; Syngnathiformes; Callionymidae
Exons: 10
Coding region: 295-2991 (898 amino acids)
Biological process (GO): regulation of microtubule cytoskeleton organization; protein localization to organelle; microtubule anchoring at microtubule organizing center
Cellular component (GO): Golgi apparatus; cytosol
Molecular function (GO): dynactin binding; cytoskeletal adaptor activity; dynein complex binding
Source: RefSeq, a predicted model, not a curated record
UCGCGAGAGGUCGCGCUUGUCCUCCGACGGUUUCGGCGCGCUUUUGACACUCGACCUCGCUGGUCAGGAGGAGAGUACAGGAACACCGGGAAGACGAUCGGUGUCUCCGGUUGUCUGGCCUCUUUGUUCGUGUUGGGACUUUGUCCAGGGUGCAGGCGUCGUCUCUUUGGGUCUGACGUUGAGCUCCGUGUUGAAACCAGAAGAGGCGGCUGGUGUGGAGUAAUGAAAGUGGGGGUGUAAAGGAGAGUCACGUCCCAGGAGCUCAGAGCCAGACCCACAGCAGGAACAGCAAAGAUGCUGGAGGCAGACCAAGACCCAGCAGGUGCUGCUCUUGGAGUCCAAGGGGAAGAAGAAAUGGGCAGCAGGGACUUGAAGACUGAGGUUGUCAGAUUGACUCUUGAACUCCAGGAAGCUACAGAAGAGAAGCUGCAGGCAGCUCGAUAUGGUCUAGUCGUCUUAGAAGAAAGCUCUGCUCUGAAGAUAAAACACAGGCAGCUGGAAGAAGAACAUGAAGCCCUGAAAGUGGAAUUGCAACAAUUGAAAGAGGCUUUUGCAGAUUCUGUGAGCAGUCAGAAACGUGCAGCUGCUGAUGGAGAGUGCCGCGAGGAGAGCCUGUUGCAGGAGACGGCCACGAAGGAGGCUGCCAUGGCAACUCGUUUGGAAGAAGUACAAGCAGAGCUGAAACAAGCCCGCCUUGCUCUGAGCAAUGCCCACGCAGAAAUUGAAAGACUUGGAGUGGACUCCACCCAACUAAAGAAGGAGUGUGAAUGUUUGGAGGCAGAGAAAGGUCACCUCAGAGAUGAGAUGAAGGAGUAUAAAGUGCGUGAAGUCCGGCAGCUGCAAGACAAUGGAGAGCUGGAGGAAGAAAACAUAUCCCUGCAAAAACAGGUGUCUGUUCUCAAGGAAAAUCAGGUGGAGUUUGAAUCGAUCAAGCUGGAGUUGACCCAGAAGAACGAGGAGCAGGAGGAGCUGAGGGCUCAGCUGGAGGAAGCUGCCAGGCUCAGGGAAAUAGCGGAGAAGCAGUUGGAUGAGGCCCUGGAAGCCCUGAAGGAGGAGCGGGAGCAGAAGAAUAGUCUUAGACGGGAGCUCUCUGCUUUGACCCUUAACCCCUUUGAUUCAGUGGGGAACCUGGAGCUCCAUUUGGAUCAUCUGGAUGACAGCCAGGAAGAGGGUCAAAAGGGAGAGGGGGAUGCUGAGGGAGGGGACCAGGACAGCGGCUAUAAUAACGGUCCUGGAUCUGCUCCCAAUUCUGCACACCCUCCUCACUCGGGUGUCUCCAAAAGCAAUGGCCUCAUCCAACGCUAUUCCACGCCUCGCAACAGUGAUGUGUUUCUGCGGGCUCCAGCCUCAGGCCUGGUGUCUGACUUGCUUAGUGAGCUUCACUUUUCCGACAGUCAGAAGCUCAAACAGCAAUUGCUGCAGGCGGAGAGAGACAAGUCCAGUCUGGUUAGCAAGGUAGAGGAACUACAGAUGCAGCUGGUCAUGUCUAAGCAGGCCUUAGGCCAGCAAGAGGACAAAGUUGGGUCUCUGACCAAGCAGCUGGAGGCCAUGCAGAACAGUCAGAAACUCCAAGAAGAUGACCAAGAGGGUGCAGACCCAGAGAAGGCUAAAGAGGGUGAAGCUGUCUUUGAUUAUGAGGUUGACACCAAGAGUAAGGAGGUGCUGGAAGCGCGAAUGCGUUCCGCCAGCGAAGAGCUUCUGAAGCUUCGAGACGAACUGUCACAGGCUGGUACACGCUACAACAACUUGGAACAUCGCUACAAGCAGGACAAAGAUCGUUGGAGGUCUGAAGCCCAGGACCUGGCUGAUAAGAUCCGCCAAUGCAUCAAGUCGAGCCGGCAAGACCAGGAGCGGAUCAGCGAGCUUGAGAAAGAGAUCGGAGCCACCCGGAAGGUCGCCAUCGAUUCGGAAGGACACCUGAGUGUGGCACAGGAGGAGCUGCUGGCCUUCUCUGAAGAGCUGUCCAAUCUCUAUCAUCACAUUUGCGUGUGCAACAACCUGACGCCCAAACGGGUUACACUGGACUAUUACCGGGACAGCGCAAGGGCAGGCAGCAGUGGUGCUCGUCGACAACACCAGAUAUUUUCUUUGGCGAACUCGCAAAAGAAGGCACGAGCCAACGACAUGUUCAUUUCAAAAGCUGCAGCAUUGCAGUUCAUGGGAGAGGUGGACAGUUCAGGGACCAGUGGAGACUCAUCUAGCUGCCCGGGAUCUCCCACGCUGGAUUUCAGGGAUCCUUCAAAUGUCAGCAACUUGGUCGCAGUCAUUCGCUGUCAGAUCAAACAUCUCCGGGUUGCCGUGGAUCUCUGUCGACAGAGAGGUGCCAUGCCUUAUUCUGGGUUAAGCAGUAGUGAAGAGUCAGAGCAAAAUGCCGAAAGCCUUUUGGAGGAAGUGCUAAAACUCAAGUCCCUUCUGAGCACCAAGAGAGAACAGAUUGCAACCCUCAGGACUGUACUGAAGGCUAACAAGCAGACGGCAGAGCUGGCUCUCUCUAAUCUGAAGACCAAGUACGAGACAGAGAAGAGUAUGGUGUCAGAGACCAUGACAAAGCUCCGAAAUGAGCUGAAGGCCCUGAAGGAAGAUGCUGCUACCUUCUCUUCACUUCGAGUCAUGUUCGCCAGCCGGUGUGACCAGUAUAUAACACAGCUAGAUGAGAUGCAGAGGCAGCUAGCCGCAGCUGAGGACGAGAAGAAGACCUUGAACUCUCUGCUGCGAAUGGCCAUCCAGCAAAAACUGGCUCUCACUCAGCGUUUGGAGGACCUGGAGUUGCCUCUGUCACCUCACAGCCUGAACAGCAGCCCCCGACGGUCCAGAGCCAAGGAGCUGGCUGCAAAGUCGGGCCGAGCUCCGAGAAGCCCUCGCAGCAGUCCCGGUCGACCCCCACUCAGGAGCAGUCCACGGGCCAGCCCGGUUCUGGGCAGCAGUGUCCCCGCCAUGGCCACACACCACCUCAGAGCUCUAACACGAAGCCUCCACACAAGCCCCCGCUGACACCCUCCUUCCAUUACUCCAACCCCUCUCUUCUCCAUAAGGACCUGUCUUCAUGUUGAACUCCCGGCCUCCCUCCUCCUCUCCCGACUCGAGACAUCCUGUCCAUCCCAGAUGUGAUGCUACAUUACCCACCAGAACCAGGGAGUUCAAAGUAAACACUCUCAUCCCCUCCUCCUGGUUUUCGAUGUGUGAGCCAGAGAAACCUGCAUGCAGCCUUGAGGCGGAUGAAGAGACACAAUGUGCUGCUCAUCGCUCAGUGUCGUCAUUGUUGUCUCCAGUGGUGGUUCUCGCAUCCAUCCGUGCUUUCUUCAGCAGUAUUUAUUCCGACAAUGUGAGAUCUUAAACCGACAGUAUUACAAGACUUUCAUGGCUUUAUUUGGUAUAAUCUUGCCUUCAGUACGCCAUCUUGGUCAGACAUCUGUGCUGUGUCACUGGCACCUUGGCUUUUCCGUGGCGUACGCAGAAUUUGACCAGUGACCCUGAAUCACGACGUAUAUGUACUUGAUGUGUGGCCAUGCAUUUUGCUGGUUAAACUUGCCACAGCUGCUCAUGUUUUAACAUCCCUUAACUGCUAGUAACAUUAUGUGCCCCACAUUCUAAUGACCCCAGUUCAAUCUGAGAUAAAUACUGUAGAUGAAAUGUCCAUCUUGUGUCCCUGUUGCUUGUCUUGAGAUAAACGUUUGACCUCAGCCCGCAGAUGCCCUUUAAAGUGAUCUGCUUUAACAUGGAUUAGUAUUUUUAAAAUAAGAUUUUAAUUUUAUUAUGCAAGCAGGAUGGCAUUAAGUUAAAAGAUGUGUGUUUCAACUGUACCUUGUUGGCAAUAGAGGGAGGAGAAUUGAUCUGUUGCAUCACAUAUAAGCUUCUUUCCUGCUUGCCAGCAUUUGUGAUCAUCCUCCCUCGACGUGUAUUGCUCCAAAACUAAGCCAAUGAUGAUGAUAUUGGCCCUUGAUAAAAUUACGUUAAUAGUAUUUGGGAGAAAUAGUUAGAUAACAUCUUAAUAAACUUCCCGGCCAGUGUGACUAUAUGUGAUAGUUUGCCCAAACAUGCAAGAUGGACUGUGUUCCACUGCCUAUUUUAUCUCGUUUAUAUUGACAACUGUGAAGUUUGGCAAUCCUGUGGUUUGGCAAGACAUUUCUGCAGAGGUGUGUUCGAGUGCCUUUUUUUUAUCAUUGGUUUUUGAGACAACUCGUGGACCGUUUUGGCAGUGCAACAACCAGAGCAUUUGAUGACGUGGAGAAACUGAUAACAAUCACUGACUAGAUCGAAAAUUGAAUUAUAUUUGGAUCAGUGAUUGCUCUUCAGUGAACAAGGCUUGUUUCAUCUGGUAACUACGUAUAAAAACCUCCUCACUGUGUUGGUAUUCAGCGCACUCUUGAAGUGUACUCAACCUCAGCGAGAUGGAUUGAUCCCUCGGCUGCACAUAAAAGCCCCUGAACAACAAGAGUCCAUGGAAACCAUCACAGACCAAAGAACCUAUUUGCUCCUAUUGCUGCGCUUUCUAGUCAAAACAAGUCUUGUCAUCACAUUUUCUGAGUCAAAUUCAAAUCUAACACAGUUGUUGUAUUCGAUUCUUUUUGUUUUUAGUUGCAAUGAGAAAACUCAAGUUUGUGCACUGAAUUGAUUUCCACUUUUUAGCGUACCUUUGUAGUGCAGUCACUGAACACUUUGAUCAUGAUGUGAAUUAUUGCAUCCAAAAAUCGAAGGCUGAAUUACUGUAAAUAUUUAUUGACUAAUUUUUAAAUUCUGUAUAUUUUGCCGUCAUGCUAAAAAGUGAAAAUAUUGGAUUUUUUUUAACUCACUUUGAAGUUUUAUAAUUAGUUGAUUUCUUAAUCUAUUUAAUUUGCUGUUUACAAACAACAUGGUUGUACAUUUUUAAUUGUAUUUAUGUUGUGCUCUGUAUAAAUGGCUGUCCGAACACUCCACAUGUAUGCAAAGUUCCCUCACUUGCCUGUCAACCGCUGAUGAUGAAGAAUAAAAAGAAGUCAACACUGUAAA